UCCAUCCUGGGAAGCUAGCAAAAUCUGAGAUUAAGAACAUUUGCAACGUUAAAGUGCUUUAUUCAUAUCUGGGAGGGAGACUGCUCUUGUGACGAUGAUCUUGUGGUUCAAGCAGGAGAUCUGGAUUCUAAUCCCAGCUCUGCCACAGAUUUACCAUGUGGCCUUGGGAGGGUAUUGAUCAUGACUUCCACAAAGGAGCAGGCAGCCAUCAGCAGACUGAUGGGGUUCUUGCAGGAAUGGGACAAUGCUAGCAAAGCUGCUCGAAGCCACAUGCUGGAUAAUUUCAUUAAGGCAAAUCAAGGAAAGACAGGGCCAGAGUUGGAGCUGGAAUUCUCACAGGGAGCCAGCUUGUUUCUGGCCCGCCUAACAUCAUGGCUGAGGCUGACCUACAUGUAUGGAAUAUACCUAGAUCAGCAGCUAAAGUCCAUUGGCAUCUUUCUGUCAGCUGCAAGUAGCCACAGGUAUCUUAUUGAAUUUCUGGAGGUUGGAGGUGUCCUGACUCUCCUGGAAAUACUAGGGCUGAAGCAACUGAAGGAAGAGGACAAAAGGGAGUCGAUAAAGCUGCUCCAACUCGUAGCAAACACUGGCAGGAAGUAUAAGGAGCUCAUCUGUGAAAGUUAUGGUGUGAGAUCAAUAGCUGAGUUCUUGGCCAAUUCCAAGUCUGAAGAGACUCAAGAACAAGUGCAAAUUCUGUUGGAUUCUUUAGGCCACGGCAAUCCCAAGUAUCAGAACCAAGUAUACAAAGGCCUGAUUGCUUUGCUGCCAUGCACAUCCCCCAAAGCCCAACAGCUGUCUCUGCAGACACUCAGAACUGUGCAGGCGAUCGUGGGAGCAGCCCAUCCCGGCAUUGUGGACGCUGUGCUGGGCGUGCUCAGCUCAAUGCACUUGGAAGUUCAGUAUGAAGCCAUUCAGCUGAUAAAGGAUCUCAUGGCCUAUGAAGUCCGGCCAGUGCUGCUGAAGGGUCUGGUUGAAUUACUUAAACCACCGGGGAAAGAGACUGCUAAAGUGAAAGGCAAAGCCCCGGAAGACCCAGCCACACUCCAUCUUCCGGAGCCUUUGUCGGUGUAUAUACAGCAAGCCGCUGCAGCAAAAACCAUCGGCGUUCUAGCCAAGGACUCCACCAAACUGGCCGAAGAGAUGAUCCAGCUGAGAGUGGUGCACGGCCUUAUGUGUGCUAUGGGGAACCAGGAUCACACCACCUGCCAGAGACAGGCCAGCAUCACUCUAGAGUAUUUUGUCCGGACAUUUCCCAUUGUGGAGCAGCAUGUGAGGAAGGCAACAGGAGAGACUCUGUUCCAGCUUUUUAUGAGAGAUGCCAAGACCUUGUACAUGAACAUGGAUGCAAUACAGGUUGAUAUUCUGGCAUCGAAUAAAGUGAACAUCCCAGGAAGUUUAGCAAGCCCAGAAAGGAUGCCGCCCAUGGAAGAGGAAGGAAGCACGGACUGAAAACUUCAAACAACAGAAUGAGGUCAGCUCCUCUGCCUCGCCUCUUUCCCCUCUUCCAUGCCCUCUGCCUCCCUCUUGGGCCAUGCCCGUCUCUAGAGCCCUGCAAAUCUGCUUUAUGUCUGCAUCUUUGGACCAUUUCUGUGGAUAGCAGCGUGGAUGCAGAUACAAGUUUUGUAUCCAUGCAGGGCUCUGAUGUUAAGAGCUGGGUGGGCAGCUGUGAAAAACUGCAGCACAGAUCCUCCACCUGCCCUGGGUGGGGGGCUGGGACACUGGGCAGGGGGUAGGGAUGCUGGGCAAGGAAGCUGUGGGGCGGAGACACAGGCCAGAGGCUGCUUGGGCCCUCCACCCAAGGCAGGUGGAGGGCCUGCUGCAGCUCCUCACAGCUACCAGCGUUGCUCUCCCUGACCUGGCUCUGGCCGGUGGGGGCGGCUCUGAGCCACAGCAAGAGCUGGGUGGGCAGCUGUGGAGAGCCACAGAGGACCCUCCACCUGCCCUAGGUGUGGAGCCAAGCAGCCCCCUGCCCAGUGUCCCGGCCACUCGCCCAGGAUCAGUGUCAAAUUGUAAUACAUUUCAAAAGAAACUGGAAGUCUUUUUGCGGAGUUUAAGAAAGUUUUUUAAAUUAUUUAGAUUUAAUUUUUUUUUUUAAUGUAAAAUGAGGGAUUUUUUUUGCUAUUUGUGUGAAACCAUCAAAUUAAGCCUAGGAAUGCUUUGGGCUCCCAUUAUGUUGGUGAGAAUAUUUUCCAGUGGGUACAUUGUCACAGAUAUUAAUCCUGCUUGUUGGUUCAACAUGUUUAUUUAGCACGAGUUACUUGCCAAUUCAAUGUUUAUAUAAUAAAGGCUUGUUGAAAAUAACUUU
Malaclemys terrapin pileata is the source of this 2302-nucleotide messenger RNA. RefSeq names its product armadillo like helical domain containing 1 (gene ARMH1). The record is from RefSeq and is a predicted model, not a curated record. Lineage: Eukaryota; Metazoa; Chordata; Testudines; Emydidae. The transcript is spliced from 12 exons. Bases 181 to 1446 code for a protein of 421 amino acids.